Messenger RNA from Cataglyphis hispanica, 1970 nucleotides. It is a transcript of the gene Atg3, whose product is annotated as ubiquitin-like-conjugating enzyme ATG3. The transcript has 6 exons. NCBI's taxonomy places the organism in Eukaryota, Metazoa, Arthropoda, Insecta, Hymenoptera, Formicidae. Gene Ontology annotation, biological process: nucleophagy; autophagosome assembly; autophagy of mitochondrion. Bases 271 to 1221 code for a protein of 316 amino acids. Gene Ontology annotation, cellular component: cytosol; cytoplasmic ubiquitin ligase complex. Gene Ontology annotation, molecular function: Atg8-family ligase activity. The record is from RefSeq and is a predicted model, not a curated record.
CUGUCAGACGGACGAAGUUGCGUUGCGUGUCACUCCGUGCAAAUCGAUCCGGCGAGCCGGAAAACAGCAGGUGUCUAGAUUUGACACGCGGGAAAAGGAAUCUUCUCCGCGGAUCGAAAUGAUUAGUGUGGGUCUUCUUUGAGUGAUAUUCCCUCUCUCUAUCUCUCUCUCUCUCUCUCGCGCGCGCGCAUCUUCGUGCACCACGUGUAGAGAUUAUCUCUCUUCGACAUACUCUCGCGAACGCAGCGGACACGCAACGAGUCGUCAAUAAUGCAAAGUGUGAUAAAUUCAGUGAAGGGCACCGCGUUGGGUGUCGCCGAAUAUUUGACGCCGGUACUGAAGGAGAGCAAAUUCCGAGAGACAGGUGUCUUGACACCAGAGGAAUUUGUAGCAGCUGGAGAUCAUUUGGUACAUCAUUGUCCUACAUGGCAAUGGGCCACUGGUGAUGAGGAUAGAGCAAAGUCUUAUUUACCAAAGGGCAAGCAAUUUCUACUCACUCGUAAUGUGCCCUGCACACGCCGUUGUAAGCAGAUGGAGUAUAGCAACGAGCAAGAAUGUAUCAUAGAAGCAGAUGAUCCUGAAGGUGGCUGGGUAGAUACUCAUCAUUAUGCAACUAGUCUUGCUGGCUUAGAUGAACGAGUAACGGAAAUGUCUCUGGAGGAGACAUUGGAGGAGCCAUCACAAACUCAUGAUAAUGCAGAUGAAGAUGAGGAUGAUGAGGACGCUGCCGAUAUGGACGCUUUUGAAAUUAGCGGAAUGCUAGAUGAACAAGAUAAGCACACGGCGACGGAAACUACCAAGAAAUCUGGUCAAGAGAAACGGGAUUCAUUUACGGAGGGAGAAAUUAUUCGCACUCGCACCUAUGAUUUGUACAUUACAUAUGAUAAAUAUUAUCAAACGCCUAGAUUAUGGUUGUAUGGAUACAAUGAGAAUCGGAAACCGCUUAGUGUAGAAGAGAUGUACGAAGAUGUUAGUCAGGAUCAUGCUAAGAAAACAGUUACAAUGGAAACUCACCCGCAUAUACCUGGUCCUCCUAUGGCUUCUGUUCAUCCAUGCAGGCACGCGGAAGUGAUGAAAAAAAUCAUGGAGACAGUAAUGGAAGGUGGCGGAGAAUUGGGAGUGCAUAUGUACCUCAUAAUAUUCCUGAAAUUUGUUCAAUCAGUCAUACCGACUAUCGAGUACGAUUAUACGCAAAAUUUUAUGCUAAAUGCAAUCGGUUAAAUGUGUCACACUAGUAUUAAAUUACUUUCAUUAUAUUGUGAUUAAUAUAAAUCGCUUGCGAACUGUAUUUAGUGGAUACACGGGAUAUUUAUGUAUAUCGAUGUUUACUACGCUUUUCAUCGUAAAUGCGAAGAUUAUAAGGAUAUUCGAAAUUGUAAGCUAAGAAUAUGUAUUAGGAUUAUGUUCUAUUUAACGAUUGCAAUGCUCGCAAGCAUUAUCCGCCUUUGUUUAUUGGUGAGGAAUAAGAAUAAAAUCAUCCUACGAGUGUUGCGAUCGCUAAAUGAAACCUAAGUGUAUUGUGAAUUCGAGGAGAGUCAUGAUUAUGAAUUUAAGAAAAUAUAAUAUCCUAUAUGAACAUCAUCCAUUCCCGAGAAUCCAAAGAUAUCACAUUGCACGGAUCUCAAACGUUUAGCAUUUAAGGGGAUCCGUUUAUAUACUCGUUUUGAUCAAUUUUAAGUAAACGAACCGUAAGACUUUUUACAUUGCAAAAUACUGAAUUAUAAAAAUAUUAUUUGAUCCAAUAAUCUUUAGACAAUAAGUAAAGAAUAAAGGCUAUGCUAAAAGCAACGAAUUCAAUAGAGAAAUAUAAAAAAAAAAUUUCCUAUACAUUAAUAAAAAAAUUUCAUAUACAUUAAUAAUUAAGAUAAUUAUUUGUUGGCUUAUUAUUUACAAAAACAAAAGUUUAAAUAUUUAUCAAAAUUUAUUAUAAUGAUUUAUUACGAAAAUAAAUUGGAAUAUUAUAAACAUUA